Molecule: messenger RNA, 2906 nt
Organism: Misgurnus anguillicaudatus (oriental weatherfish)
Lineage: Eukaryota; Metazoa; Chordata; Actinopteri; Cypriniformes; Cobitidae
Product: heme oxygenase 2
Biological process (GO): heme catabolic process; response to oxidative stress; heme oxidation
Molecular function (GO): heme oxygenase (decyclizing) activity; heme binding
Source: RefSeq, a predicted model, not a curated record
ACUUCCUGUUUUGUGUUAGUAAAGAAGGGGACAAAGCGCACGCGCAUCCAUCAAACUGGCAUUAGAUUAACAACUAUAUUAACAUUCUUUCAGAUUGAUCGGAUCGAUUAAUAUUAUCGCUAUCAUUCAUAGGAAGAUUUCUGGCGAACUGACUGAGAGAUUAAACAGAAGUCAGUGGAAUGUCUGCAAUAAAGGCAGAAGAUGCAGCCAAUGGGAAGAGCACAGCUAACGGAGGAGGAGGAGCCAUGUAUGAAGAGGGAGGAGUUACAGUCCUCAGACCUACAGAUCUCUCUGAGAUGUUGGCUGCGGGAACCAAAGAAGUUCACGAGAAGGCCGAAAACACCCAGUUUGUGAAGGAUUUCCUGAGGGGACGAAUUCGUAAAGAGCUUUUUAAGCUUGGUCACGUGGCUUUAUACUUCACUUACGCUGCUAUGGAAGAGGAGAUCGAGAGGAAUAAAGAUCACCCACAGUUCGCUCCCCUUUACUUUCCCAACGAGCUCAAUCGUCGGGAUGCUCUGGCUCGGGAUCUGGAAUACUUCUACGGUGAAGACUGGGAAACUCAGAUCAGCUGCUCUCCGGCCACUGAACGUUACGUGAGUCGCAUCCACGAGAUCGGCCGGGAGGAUCCUGUGCUCCUGGUGGCUCACGCUUACACCCGCUAUAUGGGUGACCUCUCGGGCGGUCAGGUGUUGAGGAAGGUCGCCCAGCGGGCUAUGAAACUGCCGCCCACUGGAGAAGGGCUGAACUUCUAUCAGUUUGAUGGCAUCCACAACGCCAAAGCUUUUAAGCAGCUGUACCGUAGCCGUAUGAAUGAGCUGGAGCUGGACGUGACCACCAAAGAGAAGGUCGUGGAGGAAGCCAUCCGUGCCUUCAACUUUAACAUGGAGGUUUUUGGGGAACUAGCCGAGGUUGGAAAAACCCUUCAGGAUGACGUUUUGGAUUCAGCUCCCGUUCAUGGUGAAAUGCAGGGAGACAUCAGCCAGUGUCCGUACUACGCUGCCAAAGCGGCUGCUUCUGGAGGAUCGGCUUGUAUUUUUCAAAUGGCCGUUAGCGUGCUCAAAAGUCCGUCCGGUCAAGUCCUGUUGGCUGCCUGGAUCGCCGCUUUAGCCGGAUUUGCUGCUUGGUACCUCAUGUGACCUGAUGAGAAGAGGACGUUGUCGGAUAGUAAAGAAAACCUUGCACAACAUUUAGUCCACAUAUCUGCUUUAAAACUGUGAGGCACCUUGAAACGAUUCAGUGAACCUCAUUUGCCUGCUCGGGUAACUCUUAACAUUUACUCUUUUAGUGGUCUGUUUUGACAUUCUUUACUUUUUAAACUCAGUGUUCAUUGAAUAUGAAGUUAAGGGUGCAGAGCUGCAGGAAAAAGCAUAGCGUUAUUUUUAUAGAGAGAAGUUUUAUUGUAGUAGACUCGAGUACUAAGUCCAAACAUGGUACUGAAUGGAAAAACAAGAUCGAUUACAUCGUCAUUCAGAACGUACUGUAAUUUAUUGCGCUAUUUAUUGCGUCACCAAGGUGUGUUUUUUAAUACUGUAGUUAACUUUCUGUAUUGUAACGCAUCUGAUUGACUAGGUAUUGCAUUUCUCCUUUGUAUACACAAAAACACAUAAUAUUAAGUAUAGCUAUACAACGGGACCAGGCGCUUGCAAUGUCUUGACCAAACACUGCAUAAAAUAUUUAGAUUUGCAUUGAGGAAAGACAUUUUCCAUAGGCCAAGCAUGAUUUGUAAUUAAACAUAGUAUGCGUUACUGCGGCAGUACAUCUGCGUUACUGAAGGCCAAAUUUAAUCGGCUAUCAAACGGUUAAUGAAAACAUUACACAGUAUAAACAGACUCUGAUUCAGAGUCAUUCCAUUUCAGAUUUAAUAUCACUUAUAGCAGAUAUCUCAAGACCGUUUUUACCAGUGGCUGUCCCAUGUGGGAUGUGUAAAGCACAGAAUUACUAAUGGCUUAUGCAAUGGCAAUUAAAACAAGCAAAAAAACACUGAAAGCAAAAAAUGCAUUGCAUUUGUGUUUGUUGAUAGAGUUUGGUAUCUGGGCACAGUAUGCAAUAGUCUGAUGGCUUAUAUGGUUUUACCAGGGAUCACAGAAUUAAAGAAACAUCAUUUAAAAAGUAUUUUAAAAGGAGCAAUACUGUAUUUGUACAACCCAGCAAGCAAUUUCACAUUUGAAAGCUGUUUAAUAGCAGUCUAAGCUCAAAAUUUGGGCAGUCAGUUAAAAUGGACGAAAAUGACGGCUAUUGCUUGCUGGGAAGCUAGUAUUUAGAGUAGUAGGCUACCUUUGUCUCCAAAGGUGAUUUAUUGGUAUUAAACCAUUGAUUUAAUUUGAUAUUAUUGGACGUAACAGGAUGCAAUAAUUCAUUAACACUUAACCCAUCACAGCACUGUGAUAUAUACAGUAACACACUGAGGAUUGUGUAUGUUUGACUGUAAGUGUGGACCAUAUGUCUUUUGAUCUAUGUAGCUUUAUAGAAAUAAGAUUGUUACCUAAUUAUACUGAUAAAAGGUGUUUUAAUCACCAAAUCCUCGGGUCUGUACAUGUAUGGCUUUAAACAGGGCUUGAUCUUUUUUAACCAAAAGGAAAACACAGGAAACUUGCAAACUGUAAUACAGGUCACAAUGUAUUUAAAGUAUUUUGCAUAAAUUGGUUUUACGAUAACUUAUUUUGUCUUUAGUUAUGAAAAAUUGGUUUUUAAAUCAAAGGACAGAAUUGUUGUUGGUUUAUCUGGACUGUGUUUGAAAUAGGAGACUAGCUUACUAAAUGAAUGCUGCACAGGACACACUACUGCAGUGCAUACUAUUGUCAAAAAUAGUAUAUGAAAGUCGGUUGUGUGCUACAUUGUUGACCUCAUCACUUGACGUGUGGCAUCCAGUUAUCAUCUCUGAAUAAAAAAAAAAAAACUUUAAUUCA